Hyla sarda is the source of this 6299-nucleotide messenger RNA. RefSeq names its product FYVE, RhoGEF and PH domain containing 5 (gene FGD5). Bases 156 to 4952 code for a protein of 1598 amino acids. Gene Ontology annotation, molecular function: metal ion binding; guanyl-nucleotide exchange factor activity. Gene Ontology annotation, cellular component: cytoplasm. The transcript is spliced from 21 exons. NCBI's taxonomy places the organism in Eukaryota, Metazoa, Chordata, Amphibia, Anura, Hylidae. The record is from RefSeq and is a predicted model, not a curated record.
AGUCCUUGUGUGCUGCAGGAAGGGACAUGCCUGUUCCAGCAGCUCAGUCCAUAGAGGAGCUGCUUCCAGUGCCAGGGCUGUGUGUGCCCAGCAGAUGCCAGGGGACCAUGUCAAUGCUGGGGACAGCUCUGUAGAACUUCUCAGGAGCAGGGAAGAUGAGCACAGAAGUCACCAAACCUGCUCUUGCACCAAAACCACAAGGUCUUGAUCCAUUCAGUCCCAAGUACUCUUCUCCUCUGCUCUCAAAAACCGGUCUAGUCCAUCAAGCAAAAUCUAUGUCCAGGGGUCCUAAGCCUCCAAUUGCCCCCAAACCAGUGUUAUCGCCGGCUACAGAAAGAAGGUGCAUAGAGAAUGAGAAUAAUUCCUUGAACAAGUGUUCUAAUGGGGAUGUGGUUUGUCCUGUGGAGAUCUACGAUGCUGACCACUACAGGCCAAUGUGUGAUGAAUCAGAAACUUUGGACAUGACCUAUGAGGAUUAUAUUUCAGUACCAGAAACUCAGUUGACAGAUGAGGAAUGUACAGACUUUGAUUGUGAAAAAAGUUUAUCUUCUGAGGGACCUGUAGACCCUUGGAAUGCAACAUCUGAGGAAGGGGACAUCACAAGCUGUAGUCCUUCUCCAGCUGGGGAGGAGGACAGUGGACUCCCAGAUAGUAUACCCUCAAAGGAAAUAGAAUCUGGGGACUCUACCGAGGUGGAUGACAGUGACAACACUGAUGCCAUCAGCUUAAGGUCUUCAUCUACAGCUGAGGCAGAUAGCUUGGUGCCUCAUUCUGGUUCAAUGCAGUUUAAAAAUGACCUUGGAGAUAUAGAUGAUUUUUUACCUUUGGACAGCAAUGAAUGUAAUGUAGAAUCUGGGGAAGAACAUGGGGAUAAAGAUUUAAAUAAUAUAGAGUGUGAUGAGGAUAUUUUGACAGAAGAAGAUUGCCAAUAUGUUAAUGAUGGCAAUGCCAAUGAUGAAAUUGACUGUGAGGUCUCUUUGGAUGAGACUCCUUGCAAUAAUUGCCAGUUGCCAAAUUACAGUGAUGAUGAUGGAUCUAAUUCAACAACUGAGAUUUUAGAUAUUGGGUCAACUGAAAUUUCUGUGUUCUCAGAGACAGUCCAAUGUGAGAAUGAGACAGCUCAAUGUGAGAAUGAGACAGAACAAUGUGAGGAUAAGACCACCCAAUGUCAUAGUGAGACAACCCAAUGUGAUAGUGAGACAACCCAAUGUAAGGAUGAGAAAGGCCAGAGUGAGGAUGAGCCAGUCCAAUGUGAAGAUGAAACAGUAAUAUUCCAGUGUGAGGAAACUCCAGAAACUGAGGAGUAUCUUGCUACAGAUGUUUUGGUGAAUGAAGCAGAGACCACAAAGGACACUAAUUCCAAGGUGGUGAAUGAUGAAGAUUUGCAUGAUUUUAAUGAAGACUUGGACUACAUUGUAAUAGAUCCUGGAAUUAAAAAGGAGAUUCAGCAAGAAUCUAAUGAAGAUUCAGAAAUCAAUGAAAUUACUGAAGCUAUUGACGAAGCAUCACGUGUUGAUAUUAAGUUUAUUCAAGACAUUGAAGAAGCAAAGGAAGUAUCUAGAGAUGACAAUAUUGAUGACAGCUGCCAGAUAAUUCCAUUUGAAUGUGAAGGUAAUGAUGAAGUGAAUGAGCCACCAGAUGUAACUCAAGAUGUUGGAAAUGUACAAGAUGACAUUUUGGCCAAGAUUGGACAUAUAAAAGGAGACAUUUUUGCAGCUGCAAAUGACAAAGGAAGUAACUUACAUGAUGCUGACCCAGCUGUAGAUACUCAGGGUGAUGUGUUAUCUCUAAAGAAUGAAGCUGACACAGUAGAAGUGUCACCUGUAGACCAGGAAACAGAGGUCAAGGAGUUUACAGUGGACAAUGAGAUAACUGUGGAAGCAGAAGAGGAUGAGAGCAACCCAUAUGUCCUAGAGGACAGUGCACAAUCCAGGAACAGGAAGCUGCUCGGCACAGAGGAGAGAACUCCCAGCAAAAAUGAAGAAGAGAUUAUGAUGGAAGAAUUCAGCCAUAAUGAGGGAAACCAUCUGCUCAACAUAGAUAGAAAAAAUAUUGUCACCAGAACAAGAUCCUACUCGGGAAAAAUCCCAGGGAAUGUUCCUGAGACAGUGCCUGAGGAGACUAUUGCAGAAAUGGAGUCACAGCCAUCCAAUAGUGACCUCUUAAUGAACGCUAAGUCUGAAAAGCUGGAAUCUAAGCCUAUAGAUUUCAUAAGGGCUUUACCAAGAAAGCCAAGUCGUUUUAUAAUAUACCCAAGAUCCUACUCAGUCGAAGGCAGGGAAAAUGCAGCCUCAAUGUAUAUAGAGUCUGAUAUUAACUUCUCUCCAUACAUGAUUAGCUCUUCUGGAAGUUUUUCCCAGAGAAACUAUCAUACACACAGUGGAAUGUCCACACCAACUUCACUGGUGGACAUUCCUCCACCCUUCCAACUUGCCAGUAUUACAAAAAAGCCAAUUACUAAAAGCUCCCCUUCACUCUUGAUUGAGAAUGACUCUUCUGAGAAGGGCAUCAAGAAAAAGAAGUCCUCAUUUAAACGGUUCUUAACCUUGAAGUUCAAGAAGAAGACAGAGAACAAAGUCCAUGUUGAUGUCAAUGUUUCUUCCUCUAGAUCAUCUUCAGAGUCCAGUUACCAUGGUCCAUCCAGGCUAAUUGACCUGGAGAGAAGAAGUGGUGCGAACUCUCCACAGUUGCACAGUCGUUCCAGUAUGCCAUGCCACCCAGAUUCUCCAACAGCCAUGCUUUUCUACAAGGACAUGAAAAGGAAAGGAACCUCCAAGGCCUUUAACCGGAGUGUAGCAAGAGUGGAAUCCUUUGAGGAUCGUUCCCGGCCACCAUUUUUGCCUUUACCUUUAACUAAACCCAGGUCUAUUUCUUUUCCCAAUGCGGACACCUCAGAUUAUGAGAAUAUCCCAGCCAUGACUUCUGACUAUGAGAACAUCCAGAUUCCUCCUCGAAGACCAGCCAGGGCCAGCACCUUUACGGAAUUCUUUGAAGAUCCCAGCAGAGCCUUAUCUUCUGCAAAUGAGAAUGAUGGAUAUGUGGAUAUGAGUAGCUUCAAUACUUUUGAAGUCAAGCAGCACCAGACAUCUGAGCAAGAGGCUGAAAGCGCCUACACAGAGCCCUACAAAGUUUGUCCCAUCCCAAUGAACAACAUAGAGGACAUCACGUCUGACGAGGAUCAGAAAAGCUCUGAAGAUGAGGAGUCCAGCUCUGGAGGAAAUGGAGUACAGAAGAAGGACGGCCCGACAAGAGCUUUGAAAAUUGUGGAAGAGCUGGUGACAUCAGAGAAAGAAUAUGUGGAAAUGUUGCGGCGUCUGCACAUGGAAUUCCAUGCAUCAAUGCUCAGGGUGCUCGGCAGUGAGGAGGAAGAUGAGGAAGAAGAGCUGAGGCUACGGCAUGGACUGAGUCAGUUGCAGUAUGUCCGACUAUUACAUGAAGAAGUUCUGGAAGAAUUGGAAGAAAGAAUAAAGCACUGGGAGGAAAACCAGAAAAUUGCAGAUGUGUUUUUAAGCCGGGAAUCCAAAUUCCAGCAUCAUACAGCCUUUAUUGUUGCUUUUGACAAGACAUCAGCCGCCCUUGAAGAUUGUAGCCUCAAAAUCCCACAGGUCACCGCUGUCAUAAGAGACUUUGAGAGAAACUUCCAGCGAGGACAGUCGAGUGUUAAACAUGAACUGGUUAAAGUAGUGCAGAGAAUCUUUCAGUACCACAUGAUCCUCACAGAUUAUCUGAACAAUCUCUGUCCUGAUUUGGCAGAGUAUGAAGAUACUCAGGCGGCCCUACUUAUUGUCUCAGAAGUGGCAGAUCGAGCAAUUGAGAGCAUGCGUCAUGGGGAAAAUCUGCAGAAAUUGGUACAGAUCGAUUACAGUGUCCGGGGACAGCGCAGCCUCCUGCAGCCUGGGAGAGAGUUUAUUAAGGAGGGGACAUUAAUGAAGGUCUCUGGGAAAAACUGUCAUCCUCGACACUUGUUCCUGAUGAAUGAUGUUCUGCUUUACACGUAUGCACAGAAGGAUGGCAAAUACAAGUUGAAAAACACACUUUCCAUCCCUGGAAUGCGGGUGAGUCGACCAAUUGUGGAGAAUGCCCAGCAUGUCCUAAAGAUUGAUUGCAUGGAGUGCGGCCUCAUGUUGUCAGCCAGCUCCUGCUCAGAGAGGGACGACUGGUUCAGUUGCAUCGGCAGAACUGUUCAAGAGUAUUACAAGGCACCGACUGUGUCUGUCUAUAACAAUGUAGAGAUGAGGGAACGCUUUGGAAUGUUCCUUGGAGAGAGGCCGCCAAGUAUAGCGCACAUGUCUCAUGUCAUGAUGUGUAUGAAUUGCGGCAGCGAUUUCACGUUGACCCUACGACGUACCCACUGCCAUGCCUGUGGCAAGAUUGUUUGCCGCAGUUGCUCAAGAAACAAAUAUCCUCUUAAGUACCUGAAAGAUCGCCCAUCUAAAGUCUGCAAUGGAUGCUAUGCAGAGCUGCGGAAAAGAGAGCUUGCAUCAGCAAACACCAACACCUCCCCACAGUUGCCGAGGUCCACCAGCAACACUUUUACAUCAAUGCUUCACAAUUUUCACCCGUCUGCCUUCAAGAGACACAAGAAAGUACCGUCAGCUCUGAUGGAGGUAGGGCCAAGGCAAGAACCAAAUGCUGCAACAUCGGGAGAAAGUUCCUCCAUUAGUGGUUAUUUACAUCGGUGCAAAAAGGGCAAAAAAUACUGGAAGAAGCGAUGGUUUGUUAUUAAAGGCAAAGUUCUUUACACGUACACAGCCUGCGAGGACAAAAUUGCCACAGAAAGUUUACCCUUAUUAGGUUUCCACAUUGUGCCUGACAACUGGGACCAGAGCCCGAAACUGGGCACAGUGUUUCAGCUUUAUCACAAGCAGACCCUGUUCUAUAGCUUCAAAGCAGCAGACACCAAUGCAGCCAUCAGGUGGGUUGAAGCCAUUAAAGCUGCCUCAGUAUUAUAGCAUUCGCUUUCCACAGACUUCCGCUAAACCAAUGAACAUUAUUUGCAGAAUGUACAUACACCAAUUUGAAGUAGCAAAAAAAUUUUGCAAGAAGAUCGGAUCGGCUGAUACGACCUGCUGGCUGCAGACUGGAGUUCUUUUUCUUCUCAGCUCUCUAUGAGACUUGAGGUUUAUACAAUCUCCAGUGGAAUGUAUUGUGGGUGUCAGUGGCCCUUGCUUCUUUGCAACAUAGGGCCUUUUGAAUAGCAAAAAGUCUCAGUCUUACCUGAAGGGCCAAUCUGAAGACCCCUCUAGAGGGCCCUGUUUACAGUUUCUUGAUGACUUACAUUUAGCAGGUAAUUUUAUAUUGUUUUUAUCGGCCUCUAUGGAGGCAGGUGCUUGGCAGUUGUAUCAAGAAGAAGCAGCAGAAGAGACUAUGUAUUUGGGUAAUUAUGGGUAAACCCCACCAGCAGAGUUUAAGAUCUGCACAUGACAACUUGGUCUAGUUUAUGGUCUGCACAGGCAGUUUGCAAGCCCCAGUCUAUGCACUAUGAUCUGUUGUGACAUACAUGCGAAUAUUUAAAUGAUGGAGUUCCCCUUUAAGCAACCUCAACCUCAUAUCACUCUUGAUGUAUUCUCUCAUGUCGGUGUUAUAUAAAGGGGAAUAUGACCAGUUCAACUAGCCAACAUCUUACUGCUGGAGGUAAGUCAAGAUUAGCACCUGAAAAACCAGUCCUACACCCAAAAAUAAAUGGCCUGGAGACAUAGGUCCUACGUCUUCCUCUCAGACACUUAAUAGCAAACGGUGUGAACCACUAGAAGUAUCCAUGGUUCCCACAGUGGUUGUCACCCAGCUUUCCACAAACCCUGAAUGUACAUCUGCAUUGCUAUGCAGUUACAUCAUCAUGCCCAUCCAGUGCUCUGCCUGAAUCUAUAGUUCUGGCAUUAUAUUCAUGAACCAGGAAGCUCAGGAUUCUUUUCACAAUAAAUCCCACAUGGAGAGGGGAGUGGUGCAGUUCAUGUAGGAGGACAGAGAAAACAAUGCUGAAUCUGUUACUGCAAUCCAUGGGGGCACACUGGGUCUAGUAAUCCCCCUCAUCUUCCAAGAAUACAUCUGCUGUAUUCCUAUGAUAAGUGCAUUGCAAACACCCUUGGUUUUUCAUUAUAAAAGCAAACUAUGCUAUUCCGUUGUUUACAGAGAACUUGCUAUUCUUUACAAUAUGAAAGCCUUAAAAUUACUUGUUGGUUCUUUUCGUCAAAUUCAAAAAUAAAAUAAAAAGCCUACAGCCAGGUUCACCUCAUAAUAAGAAUCUGUGGGGAUCUGUAAGAAUUAUUUGUAUAAAUAAAUAUGUUUAACAGUGUUGUCAU